Molecule: messenger RNA, 9171 nt
Organism: Dama dama (fallow deer)
Lineage: Eukaryota; Metazoa; Chordata; Mammalia; Artiodactyla; Cervidae
Gene: FCGBP
Product: Fc gamma binding protein
Exons: 20
Coding region: 3-9011 (3002 amino acids)
Cellular component (GO): extracellular matrix
Molecular function (GO): protein binding
Source: RefSeq, a predicted model, not a curated record
ACAUGGGUUCCCUGCGGAGCUGGUGGAUGCUUUGGGCCGGAGCAACCCUCCUGUGGGGGUUGACCCAGGAGGCCUCAGUGGACCCCCAGAACAGCGGGGGUGAGGAAUUCCUCACGGCCUUCCUGCAGAACUAUAAUCUCGGGUACAGCAAGGCCUAUCUCUGCCUCCUCCUCUCCAGUCUGUCGGACAGCCUCACCUCAGUCUCCAUCCUCAGCCGGGCAGAUGGCACCACACAGAAGGUCACUGUCAGGCCAGAGCAGUCAGUCUUGGUCAACAUCAGCGCCAAGGCUGAGAUGGUCGGCAGCAACACCUUCCAGCAUGCGGUGGUGGUCCGCUCUGACCGCGCCAUCUCGGUGCAGGCGGUAAACGCUAAGCCCCACACGGCGGAUGUGACGCUGCUGAGGCCUGUCCGCGCCCUGGGCACUGAAUACUUUGUGUUCACGCCCUCCGACCCUUCGUCCAAGAACCUCAAGGAGUUUGCUGUGGUGGCGGGUGCGGCCGGGGCCUCUGUCAGUAUACAGCUGAAGGGGUCGGUGACAUUCAAGGGCAAGCCCUACGCAGCGGGCCAUGUCUUGAAUGUGAGCCUGGACCCCUACCAAGUGGCCCAGGUACAGGGCACGGCUAACCUCUCGGGGUCAAAGGUCACUGCCAGCAGCCCCGUGGCUGUCCUCUCCGGUCACAGCUGUGCCCAGAAAAGCUCGAACUGCAACCAUGUGGUAGAGCAGCUGCUACCCACGUCUGCCUGGGGCACCCGCUAUGUGGUGCCGCCUCUGUCCUCCCGCAGCCAGCACGAUGUGGUCUACGUCAUGGCCAGCCAGGCCACAAAGCUGACCUACCGCCUGGGGCGCGCCGCUGGCUCCCGGGGGCUCCAGGCAGGCAGUGUGGCCAAGUUUGAGAUCCAGCAGUCCCGGCCACUCUACCUGUCUGCAAACGUGGGCAUCCAAGUCCUGGUGUUUGGUGCGGGUGCCACCAGAGAUGGGAAGACCUAUGACCCUCAUCUGAUCCUGAUCCCAGACGUGGCGGCCUACUGCCCUGCCUACGUGGUGAGGGGUGUGCCGGGCUCUAAGGGUAUGGCCCUGGUGGUGGCACCAACCAAGGCCGCUGACGAGCUGACCGUGGAUGGGCAGAGGCUAGGGGCCAAACUCUCCUGGGCCGCUGUGCCAGGCAGUGAGUUCUCCUAUGCUGAAUUGGACUUUGGCACGGCUGACAGUGUCCAUGUGGCCGAGGCCACUACCAGCUUUGGGCUGCUCACCUUUGGGCUAGACCAGGACGUGAGCUUCGGGACAGCAGCUGCCUGUGGCCGGACCCAGCGGACGCUGGAGAAGACCCCCUGUGAAGGCAAGCAGUGCGCUGCCAGGCAGCUCUGCAAGGUGGUAAAUGGGCAGGCCAGGUGCGUGGCCUCCGUGGCUACCUGCCGUGCCCAGGGUGACCCCCAUUACACCACCUUCGACGGUCGCUACUACGACAUGAUGGGCACGUGCUUGUACUCACUGGUGGAGCUGAACAGUGAGGACGCCAGCCUGCCUGCCUUCAGCGUCGACGCCAAGAAUGAGCACCGAGGCAGCCGCCGUGUCUCUUACGUGGGCUUGGUGACCGUGCGCGCCUACAGCCACGCAGUGUCACUGGCCCGCGGGGAAGUUGGCUUCGCCCGGAUCGACAACCAGCGCUCACGCCUGCCUGCCUCCCUGAAUGAGGGACGCCUGCGAGUGUACCAGAGCGGAACACGGGCUGUGGUGGAGCUAGAUUUCGGGCUGGUGGUCAGCUACGACUGGGAUGCCCAGCUGGCACUCAGCCUGCCCGUGCGCUUCCAGGGCCAGGUGUCCGGACUGUGUGGCAACUAUAACGGUGACCCCACUGAUGACUUCCUUACACCUAACCUGGAGCAGGCUCCCAAUGCUGUGGAGUUUGCCAGCAGCUGGAAGCUGGAUGACGGGGACUACCUCUGUGAGGAUGGCUGCCAGGAAAACUGUCCUGCCUGCACCCCAGACCAGACCCAGCAGUACGAGGGCAGUCGUUUCUGUGGCAUGCUGACCCAGCUCAACGGCCCCUUCGCUGUCUGUCACGAGGCCCUGAACCCCCAGCCCUUCCUGAAGGAAUGUGUGUAUGACCUGUGUGUGGUCAACGGGGACCGAGCCAGCCUGUGCCGUGGCCUCAGUGCUUAUGCCCAGGCCUGUCUGGAGCUUGGUAUCUCUGUUGGGAGCUGGAGGUUGUCAGCCAACUGCCCCCUGUCCUGCCCAGCCAACAGCCGCUACGAGCUCUGCGCCCCGGCCUGCCAAGCCUCCUGCAACCCCGAGGCGGCGCCGUCCAACUGCUCGGCGCGCCAGUGCGUGGAGGGCUGCGUGUGCCUCGAUGGCUUCGUGCAGAGCGGCGGCGCCUGUGUGGCGGCCUCGUCCUGCGGCUGCACCUACGAGGGCCGCCCGCUCGCGCCCGGCCAGGAGGUGUGGGCCGACGACACUUGCCAGCGGCGCUGCACCUGCGACGCCAGCACCGGCCAGGUGCGCUGCGCCGACACGCAGGGCUGCCCGAAGGGCGAGCGCUGCCUCGUCCAGAACGGCCUCCAGGGUUGUUACCCCAACCGCUUCGGAACCUGCGAGGGGUCCGGGGACCCGCACUACGUGAGCUUCGAUGGCCGACGCUUCGACUUCAUGGGCACCUGCACAUACCUGCUGGCCGGCUCCUGCGGCCAGGCCUCAGGGCUGCACACCUUCCGGGUGCUGGUGGAAAACGAGCAUCGGGGUAGCCAGACCGUGAGCUACACGCGCGCCGUGCGAGUCGAGGCCCUCGGCGUGAAGGUGGCCGUGCGCCGGGAGUACCCUGGCCGAGUGCUGGUGGACAAUAUCCUUCAGUACCUGCCCUUCCGGGCGGCAGAUGGGCAGAUGCAGAUGUUCCGCCAGGGCAAAAAUGCUGUCAUCCGCACAGACUUUGGCCUGACAGUCACCUACGACUGGAACGCCCAUGUGACCGUCAAGGCACCCACCAGCUACGCUGGGGCCCUGUGUGGGCUCUGCGGGAACUUCAAUGAGGACCCAUCUGACGACUUAGCUCUGAAGGGUGGAGGCCAAGCUGCCAACGCACUGGCCUUCGGAAAUAGCUGGCAGGAGGAAACAAGGCCGGGCUGCGGAGCGGCCGAGCCAGGCGACUGUCCCAAGCUGGACUCCCUGGUGGCUGAGCAGCUGCAGAGCAAGAAGGAGUGUGGGAUCCUCGCCGACCCCAGUGGUCCCUUCCGGGAGUGCCACCAAACGCUGGACCCACAGGGUGCUGUGCGAGACUGUGUCUAUGACCGCUGCCUCCUGCCGGGCCAGUCCGGGCCUCUGUGUGACGCUCUGGCGGCCUACGCUGACGCGUGCCAGGCUGCCGAGGUCACCGUGCACCCCUGGAGGAGUGAGGAACUUUGCCCGCUGAGCUGCCCAUCUCACAGUCACUACGAGGAGUGUUCCUACGGCUGCCCGCUGUCCUGCGGAGACCUCCCGGUGCCCGGGGGCUGUGGCUUCGAAUGCAAAGAGGGCUGCGUGUGUGACGAGGGCUUCGUGCUCAAUGGUGAGUCCUGUGUGCCGGUGGCCUCCUGCGGCUGCGUGUACCAGGGCGCCUACUACCCGCCUGAACAGACCUUCUACCCGGGACCCGAGUGCGAUUCCCUUUGCUACUGCGAGGAGGGCGGGCUGGUGUCCUGCGUGCCAUCCAGCUGUGGCCCUCACGAGGCCUGCCAGCCGUCCAAUGGUGUCCUGGGCUGCGUGGCUGUGGGCUCUACCACCUGCCAGGCAUCGGGAGACCCCCAUUACACCACCUUCGACGGCCAACGCUUCGACUUCAUGGGUACCUGUGUGUACGUGCUGGCUCAGACCUGUGGGACUCGGCCUGGCCUGCCCCAGUUUGCCGUCCUGCAGGAGAAUGUGGCCUGGGGCAAUGGGAAAGUCAGUGUGACCAAGGCGAUCACCGUCCAGGUGGCCAACUACACCCUGCGGCUGGAGCAGAAUCAGUGGAAAGUCACGGUGAACGGCGUGGACAGGAGGCUGCCCGUGGUGCUGGACGAGGGCCGGAUCCGUGUCUUCCAACACGGCUCCGACGUCGUGAUCGAGACUGACUUCGGCCUGCGUGUGGCCUAUGACCUCGUGUACAACGUGCGGGUCACCGUCCCAGGCAACUACUACCAGCAGCUGUGUGGCCUGUGUGGGAACUACAACGGCGACCCCAAGGACGACUUCCAGAAGCCGGAUGGCUCGCAGGCGGGCAGCGCCAAUGAGUUUGGCAACUCCUGGGAGGAGAAAGUGCCUGACUCACCCUGCCUGCCGCCCCCCACCUGCCAGCCGGGCAGCGAGGGCUGUGACUCAGAGCUGGAGUGUAAACCGGAGCUGCAGGACAAAUACAAACAACAGGAGUUCUGCGGGCUCCUCACCAGCCCCACAGGGCCGCUGGCCGCCUGCCACAAGCUCCUGGACCCUCAGGGCCACUUGCAAAACUGUGUCUUCGACCUCUGUGUGGGCGGCGGCAAUGAGAGCAUUCUCUGCGACAACAUCCACGCCUACGUGAGCGCCUGCCAGGCGGCUGGAGGCCACGUGGAACCCUGGAGGACGGAGUCUUUCUGUCCCAUGCCGUGCCCCCCCAACAGCCACUACGAGGUUUGCGCAGACACCUGCUCCCUGGGCUGCUCCGCACUCAGCGCCCCCCCGCAGUGCCCAGAGAGCUGCGCAGAGGGGUGCCAGUGUGACUCCGGCUUCCUCAGUGAUGGCCAAGGCUGCGUGCCCAUCCAAGAGUGCGGCUGCUACCACAACGGCAUCUACUACGAGCCCGAGAAGGUGGUGCUCACUGAGAACUGCCAGCAACAGUGUGUGUGCCAGCCUGGCAAAGGCCUGGUGUGCCAGAGCCACAGCUGCAGUGCCGGGCAGGUGUGCCAGCCCUCGGGAGGUGUCCUGAGCUGCGUCACCAAAGACCCAUGCCACGAUGUGACGUGUCGGCCACAGGAGACGUGCCAGGAUAAGAAUGGCCAGGGCGUGUGCGUGCCCAACUACCAGGCCACGUGCUGGCUGUGGGGCGACCCACACUACCACUCCUUCGACGGCUGGAACUUUGACUUCCAGGGCACCUGUGACUAUGUGCUGGCAUCAACCAACUGCUCAGGGAACAAUGCCCAGGGCCUCACACCCUUCACUGUCACCACCAAGAACGAGAACCGGGGCAACCCCUCUGUGUCCUACGUGAGGCUGGUCACCGUGACCACCCUCAACACCCACAUCGCCAUCCACAAAGGCGAGAUCGGCAAAGUCCGGGUGAAUGGUGUGCUGAGGGCGUUGCCUGUCUCUGAGGCCAACGGGCGGCUUUCAGUGACCCACGGUGCAUCCAAAGCGGUGCUGGCCACUGACUUCGGGCUGCAGGUCACCUACGAUUGGAACUGGCGCGUGGAGGUGACACUGCCCAGCAGCUACCACGGCGCCGUGUGUGGGCUCUGCGGGAACAUGGACCGCAACCUGAGCAACGACCAAGCCUUCCCCAACGGCACCCUGGCCCCCUCCAUACCCAUCUGGGGCGGCAGCUGGCGGGUUCCAGGCUGGGACCCACUGUGCUGGGAUGAAUGUCAGGGGUCCUGCCCGACCUGCGCUGAGGACCGACUGGAGGAGUACGGGGGCCCCGGCUUCUGCGGCCCCCUGGUCCCUGGCUCCGGAGGCCCCUUCGCCGCCUGCCAUGAGCACGUGGCCCCUGAUAGCUUCUUCAAGGGCUGCGUUCUGGAUGUCUGCCUGGGCGGUGGGGCCAAGGACAUACUUUGCCAGGCUCUGGCUACCUAUGCUGCUGCCUGCCAAGCCGCUGGGAUCGUCAUUAAGGACUGGAGGACGGAGGCCGGCUGUGAGCUCCCCUGCCCGGAGAACAGCCACUACGAGCUCUGUGGCCCACCCUGCCCAGCAAGCUGCCCAUCUCCCACGCCUAACACCACCCCUGCCGUAUGUGAGGGCCCCUGCGUGGAGGGCUGCCAGUGCGACUCAGGCUUCGUGUUGAGUGCCGACCACUGCGUCCCCCUGGAAGGCGGCUGCGGCUGCUGGGCCAACGGCACCUACCACGAGGCCGGCAGCGAGUUCUGGGCUGAUGCCACCUGCUCCCAGCGGUGCCAAUGCGGGCCCGGAGGUGGCUCGCUGGUCUGCAAGCCUGCCAGCUGUGGGCAAGGUGAAGAGUGUGCCCUCCUGCCCUCAGGCCAGCAGGGCUGCCAACCUGUCAGCACAGCCGAGUGUCAGGCCUGGGGUGACCCCCAUUACAUCACCCUGGAUGGGCACCGAUUCGACUUCCAAGGCGCCUGCGAGUACCUGCUGAGUGCACCCUGCCAUGACCCACCCAAGGGGGCUGAGAACUUCACAGUCACGGUAGCCAACGAGCACCGGGGCAGCCAGGCCGUCAGUUACACCCGCACUGUCACCCUGCACAUCUACGGCCACAGCUUCACCCUCAGUGCCGGCUGGCCCCGGCAGCUGCAGGUGGACGGCAAGCUGGUGGCCCUGCCCUUCCAGCUGGACUCCCGCGUGCACGCCUACUUGAGCGGCGCAGACGUGGUGGUGAACACAGCCUCCGGGAUCUCGCUGGCUUUCGACGGAGACAGCAACGUGCGCCUGCGCGUGCCGGCGGCGUACGCGGGCGCCCUCUGUGGGCUGUGCGGGAACUACAACAAGAACCCCAACGACGACCUGGACGCGGUGGAGGGGAAGCCCGACCGCUGGCAAGUGGGCGGCGCCGCGGGCUGCGGAGAGUGCGUGCCCGGGCCGUGCCCCGAACCCUGCACGCCCGAGCAGCAGGAGCCCUUCGGCGGCCCAGACGCCUGCGGCGUGAUUUCGGCCGCCGAAGGCCCGCUGGCUCCCUGCCACAGCCUCAUUCCGCCCGAGCAGUACUUCCAGGCCUGCUUGCUGGACGCCUGCCAGGCUCAGGGCCAUCCAGGAGGCCUCUGCCCGGCCGUGGCCGCCUAUGUGGCAGCCUGCCAGGCCGCUGGGGCUCAGCUCGGCGAGUGGAGGCGGCCGGACUUCUGUCCCGCCCAGUGCCCUGACCACAGCCACUACCAGCUCUGCGGCGAUUCCUGCCCCGUGAGCUGCCCCAGCCUCUCCGCGCCCGAGGGCUGCGUGUCCACCUGCCGUGAGGGGUGCGUCUGCGACGCCGGCUUCGUGCUCAGCGGAGACGCCUGCGUGCCUGUGGGCCAGUGCGGCUGCCUCCACGAGGGCCGCUACUACCCGCUGGGUGAGACCUUCUACCCGGGCCCCGAGUGUGGGCGGCGCUGCCAGUGUGGACCCGGCGGUCAAGUCAGCUGCCAGGAGGGCCAGACCUGCAGGCCCUACGAGGAGUGCCGGGUACAGGACGGUGUCCAGGCCUGUCGCCCCACCGGCUGUGGCCGCUGCCUGGCCAAUGGGGGCACCCACUACAUUACCCUGGAUGGACGCGUCUAUGACCUGCAUGGCUCCUGCUCCUAUAUCUUGGCCCAGGUCUGCCACCCACAGCCUGGGGACGAGGACUUUACCAUCGUGCUUGAGAAGAAUGCGGCUGGAGAUCCCCAACGUGUGGUGGUUACUGUGGCCGGCCAGGUUGUGAGCCUGGCUCGGGGCCCACAGGUCACUGUGGAUGGUGAGGCUGUAGCCCUGCCCGUGGCUGUGGGCCAUGUGCGGGUGACGGCCGAGGGCCGGAACAUGGUUCUGCAGACAACCAAGGACCUGCGGCUUCUCUUUGAUGGCGACGCCCACAUCCUCAUUUCCAUCCCUUCGACCUUCCGUGACCGGCUCUGCGGCCUCUGUGGCAACUUCAAUGGCAACUGGAAUGACGACUUUGUCCUGCCCAGCGGUGACACGACCUCCAGUGUGGAUGCCUUUGGAGCUGCAUGGCGGGCUCCUGGCUCCUCCCAGGGCUGCAGCGAGGGCUGCGGACCCCAAGGCUGCCCCGUGUGCUCAGCAGAGCAGACGGCACCAUACGAGAGCCUCGAGGCCUGCGGGCGGCUCGCGGACGCCAAAGGCCCCUUCUCAGCCUGCCAUGCCGUGCUGAGCCCCUCUGAGUACUUCCGCCAGUGCGUGUAUGACCUCUGUGCCCAGAAGGGCAACAUCACCUACCUCUGCCGCAGCCUGGCAGCUUACACAGCAGCCUGCCAGGCUGCCGGCGUGGCCGUGAAGCCCUGGAGGACAGACAGCUUCUGCCCGCUGCAGUGCCCAGCCAACAGCCACUACUCCGUCUGCACGCGCUCCUGCCAGGGCUCCUGCGCGGCUCUUUCUGGCCUCACGGGCUGCACCACCCGCUGCUUUGAGGGCUGUCAGUGUGACGACCGCUUCCUGCUGUCCCAGGGUGUCUGCAUUCCUGUCCAAGACUGCGGCUGCACCCACGAUGGCCGAUACUUGCCGGUGAACUCCUCCCUGCUCACCUCGGACUGCAGCCAGCGCUGUUCCUGUUCCUCGAGCACUGGCCUGACGUGCCAGGCAGCCAGCUGCCCAGCGGGUCGUGUAUGCGAGGUCCAGGCUGGGGCCCGGGACUGCUGGGUCCCCCAUGGCCGCUGUUCCCUCUCUGUGGGUGCCAACCUCACCACCUUCGAUGGGGCCCAUGGCGCCGUCAGCUCCUCUGGUGUCUACGAGAUCUCUUUCCGCUGCCCGGGAUCACAGGAGACCGUCCCUUGGUACCGUGUGGUUGCCGAUGUUCAGCCCUGCAAGGGCAAAGUGGAAGCCGUGGCCCGGGUUCAUAUCUUCUUCCAGGAGGGGCUAGUGACUGUGACCCAAAACAAGGGCGUAUGGGUGAACGGUCUCCAAGUGGACCUCCCAGCUGAGGUGUUAACAUCUGUGUCCGUGAGUCAGAACGCUGACGGCUCUGUGCUAGUCCAGCAGAAGGCGGGGGUCCAGGUGCAGCUUGGCACCGAUGGGCAGCUGGCUGUGGUGGUCAGCGAUGACCAUGCUGGGAAGCUGUGUGGGGCCUGUGGAAACUUUGACGCAGACUGGACCAAUGAUUGGCCUAACUCCCAGAAGGAGACAACAUUGGAGAAUUGGAAAGCACAGGACUUCUUGCCAUGUCAGGACUGAUCAGUCAUCCACCGGAAAGGAAGACUGCAGGACCUGAAGCCUCUGGAGGUGGAAGGACGCACUCUGUCAUUGUAUGUGUCCCCUCUCCGCUCUACCCCUUUGCUGAGCCACUUGAGGCCAACCGGAAAAGCAUUAAAUAAAUAUCUUAAAUAAAGUCGCA